AUGACAAACCCGACUGCGCUCGAGUUCGACUCUACACCGCCCUCCUCGACACCACUACGCGACAAUGCCGUCUUCUCAGACGAGCCGACGCGUUGUAACACUCCGCCCAGCAGUCCGCCAGGAUUCCCUUGGGAAAGACUCAACAAGCAGGAUGCACGCGAUCUGGACUCUUUGGCGAUAGCUGCACCGCCUCCAAAGCCACAAAAGAACGCGUUUUCUCUGCUCGGCAAGAGGAAAGUACUCGAUCCCAUCGCCGGAAAUGCGCGUCCCAAGAAACAGCAGAAGGCAGCAUGCGAGUCGGGCUCGAAGGCGGGCACCUUGACGCAGAUGCAGAUGUCGCUUGGCCAAGAGGUGCAAAAGAAGUGCAAGCAAUGUGGAAUGGAGUACACAGCCUCGUCUGCAGAGGAUCGUAAGCUGCAUGACAAGUUUCACAAGCAGAGUACCGAAGGCUAUGAUCUGGGCAAGGACUUUGUGAAACAGACUGAUCGGCGACUGCUUGUGAAGAUGAAGAGCAAUCGAGAUGCUAUACUGCGAGUGAAUUGCUUUGACAAGCAUCAUCGGCAGAAGAAGGCGCAGGCUGCGUUGGAGAUCGUCCAGAGGGAGCUGGGUGCUGUGCCGAUUCCUGAAGCGCAGAUUUGGGGUAAAGAAGCUAUGAGGGAGGGGCUGUCUAACAAUCUCGAGCCGAAGUUCGAUGCGUUCCUGUAUGUGCGUGGAGCGAAGUGUGUUGGCUUUGUGCUCGCCGAGCGGAUCGAGGAAGCAUUCGAGGUGGUGCGACCUGAUGCUGUGGUAUCGAAGACUGCCGGAUCGGUCACCACUGAUGGACGCAAGAGCGCACUUGCGGCUUUGACGCAGCGAAAACUAUCCGCGGCCCAGGAGCUCGCAGAAGCAGAACAGCAUCCGAUCCAACUCUCCACCAAACCCUCGCCGGCCGUGAUGGGCAUAUCCCGAAUCUGGACUUCGCCAACACAUCGUGGUCAAGGCAUCGCAAGAUCACUUCUGGACGCAGCUGUCGCCGCUCACAACGCUCGUCAUGCUACGGACAUGAGCUCUCGGGAGAGACUGCUACAAGAAGCUGCGGCCGAGGAGCCAAAGGGUGUAGACUGCACCCACAAACGUAUUCUUGCCGAUGACCAGCUGAAGACGAAGAAAAUCGACAGUAAAGAUCAGGUGGCAUUUAGCCAGCCGACGGAGUCUGGAGCGAAGUUGGCGAGGAAAUGGGUAGGCAAGGCUUAUGGGUGGAGGGUGUAUGUUGACUGA
Messenger RNA from Fulvia fulva, 1257 nucleotides. RefSeq lists its product as uncharacterized. Gene Ontology annotation, molecular function: protein-lysine-acetyltransferase activity. Gene Ontology annotation, biological process: mitotic sister chromatid cohesion. The coding region runs from base 1 to 1257 and encodes 418 amino acids. The transcript has a single exon. The record is from RefSeq and is a predicted model, not a curated record. NCBI's taxonomy places the organism in Eukaryota, Fungi, Ascomycota, Dothideomycetes, Mycosphaerellales, Mycosphaerellaceae. Gene Ontology annotation, cellular component: chromatin; nucleus.